This is a messenger RNA of Lytechinus variegatus (green sea urchin), 1826 nucleotides long. RefSeq names its product probable thiopurine S-methyltransferase. The record is from RefSeq and is a predicted model, not a curated record. Bases 437 to 1561 code for a protein of 374 amino acids. Gene Ontology annotation, molecular function: thiopurine S-methyltransferase activity. NCBI's taxonomy places the organism in Eukaryota, Metazoa, Echinodermata, Echinoidea, Temnopleuroida, Toxopneustidae. The transcript is spliced from 7 exons.
CAUCUCUCUUUCCCUCUCCCUCUCUCUGGGGCUGAUAUAGGCUUGGCAAGCGGCUGCUCGUAAUUUUUUUUUCGUUAACCACGUUAACGCUCUCUGUGUCCAUGAUUAGCAAACGGCAGCUACAAAUAACACGGCUUAGCUCAACGAGGUAUCAUUCUAACGCGAGAAGGGAUGAGGGGAAAACUAAUACGGGCGAUAUCCGCACCAGGAAAUUUGAGAGUCAUAAUAUCGCGAUAGUUGUUAAUGACACUUCAUUUUGUUGUUCUUUAGUAAGUGAUAAAUACAGUUCUCCGCUGGAUCAACAAACUAAAGGCUACUUAGAAUCGUCGCACGAAUGCAGACAUAUUUCUCUCUUUUUUCCGCUUAAUUGGAGACUAAUUAGCUACAGGGAGCGACAAGGCCGUUCUAUUAAUUUUGGACGUUGAUCAUUUCCAUCAUGAGCAGUUCAUCAGGUCAGUCAAGCUCGAUUUCAAGGCUGGAGGAGGACGUACAACCAAGCCCGAAAAGGCGGAAAAAUUCAUCAGCAAAGUCAAGAGAAAAUCAAGAAAAUGGCUUCACCAGCAACAGCAACAGCGAACCAACACCCAGCCUUCCCACAACACGUCUAACUGCUCCUACAACACAGGUUACUGACAAUCAUGAUAAUGGUAAUAUCGUCUCGUCAACAUCAACCGCAACUACCACAACAGCAUCAAAAGAGCGAGAUACGGCAACGGAGACAACUCCAAAAGCAGUAUCUGGGACUGAAGUUGUAAACGGCACCGUUGUAACGAGCGCGGGAAAUUCAAAUGAUGGGGCGGAGUCAAAGCCAGCCAAUGGGCAGGCAGGAGCGGAAACGAAGGACCAAUCAGUGAGGAGGAAUCAGUUCGGGGAGGUGUCAGACGGUCACAUGUCGUUAGAGGAUUGGCUUGAGCAGUGGAGGAAAGGCAAAACUAGGUUCACCAUGAAGGUUCCGAACAGAAUGUUAGUGAAGCAUCACGGCAAGCUGGUGGAAGGGAAGACGAACCCGGUAUUCUUCUUACCUUGCUGCGGGAAAUCGCUCGACAUCAAAUGGUUAUCUGACAAGGGCUAUUCGGUGGUAGGUGUUGAGAUCGCUGAGAUGGCUUGCAGACAAUUUUUCGAGGGUCACGACAUAAAAUACGAAGAGGAAGACAUCAAAGAUGGACCACAGGGGAAACUAUUCAAGGGCAUUGAUUGUGAUAUACGACUUUAUUCCUGUGAUUUCUUCAGUGUGACGAGCGCCCUCAUAGGUCAGUUCGAUUGUAUCUGGGAUCGAGGAUCCUAUGCAGCAAUGAACCCAUCAGAUAGACAAAGGUACUGUGACGUCAUAUCAAAGUUACUCAAAGACGAUGGACGGUAUCUCCUGGACUGCUUUGAACUUGAACAUUCCGUUUUCGCUGGUCCCCCGCACACUACAGAUCCUAAAGACUUGGAGAGGUAUUUCGAUUCAUUUGAUGUUGAUCAGAUUGAGCACGUUGAUGCGAUGAACGACUGGACGCGAUCCUGGGGAGUCGAGUACUUCUACCAGAAUGACUUCAUCCUUACCCACAAAAAGAAAUAAAUCUACUAUAAGUGAUAAUUAUUUUUUUUUUAAUGUCAAAACGAUAAGAUCCAUCCAUGAUGGAUUAAAAAGAGUAUCGUCAGUAUCGUAAGGAGCCAAUGGUUUUGAGGGGGGGGGCGCAAUGUGGCAUAUCGGGCAAAGAUUAUAAAAAGUUGCGGCCGAGCGAUGCAAGGAAGCAAAAAUGUAGACACUUUUGUUACAAAAUCAUAUUUCGUCAUAGGUUUUUACAUAUUUAGAAAAAUAUCAAAGUUCAUCCUUCUCUCUU